Messenger RNA from Choloepus didactylus (southern two-toed sloth), 1949 nucleotides. Its product is annotated as transmembrane protease serine 11B-like protein. The record is from RefSeq and is a predicted model, not a curated record. Gene Ontology annotation, cellular component: extracellular region; plasma membrane. Gene Ontology annotation, biological process: proteolysis. The transcript is spliced from 10 exons. Gene Ontology annotation, molecular function: serine-type endopeptidase activity. Lineage: Eukaryota; Metazoa; Chordata; Mammalia; Pilosa; Megalonychidae. Bases 1 to 1248 code for a protein of 415 amino acids.
AUGAGACCUGUUACAGCUGCCCGUACAUCUUUGCCAAUGUGGAUGAUUGCCCUCAUUGUUUUUGGAGUGUUGGCAAUCCUGGGAGUAACUAUUGGCCUCCUGGUCCAUUUUCUGGCAGUAGAAAACAGGACCUACUAUUAUCAAGGUAGCUUUAAAGUACUGAAUAUCCCAUAUAAUAGCAAUUAUGGAAGGGAGACAUCACCAGAAAAUAACUAUCUUAGCAAACUUCUUGAGACUAAGAUGGUUGAUGCGUUUGAAAGUUCUAGCAUUUACAGGCAAUAUAUCAACUCUCAAGUGAUCAAACUGUUUCCUGAUAGGAACAGUGUGACAGCACAAAUAUGGCUGAUAUUCAAGUCUCCCAGAUCAAUGAAGGAAGGCACAAGGACAAGCAUUGAAAGCAUCUUACGUCAAAUGCUGAGGAAUCACUCAGGAUCCUUGACUACAGAUCCUAAUUCUCUUAGGCUCUUGGAAAUCAAAAAGGUUGAUGCUGAAAAGAUUAUCAACAGCUGUUGUGGGAGGCGAGCAAGGAUGUCAGCUACAUAUGAUCGAAUCAAGGGAGGCUCCACUGCUCAGGAGGGAGAAUGGCCUUGGCAAGCAAGUCUCAAAAAGAAUGGCCAACACUACUGUGGGGCUUCUUUGAUCAGUAACAGAUACCUUGUGACUGCAGCUCACUGCUUUAAAAAGACACAAAAUCCAAACAACUACACAGUCAGCUUUGGCACUAAAGUAAAUCCCCCUUACAUGCAACAUAAUGUUCAAAAAAUUAUUAUUCAUGAAGACUACAUCCCGGGUGAGCAUCAUGAUGAUAUUGCAGUUAUACUGCUCACAGAGAAUGUUUCAUUUAAGAAUGAUGUACAUCGAGUUUGUCUUCCUGAAGCCACACAGAUUAUUCCACCAGGUGAAGGUGUUGUGGUUACAGGAUGGGGAGCACUUUCGUAUGAUGGUGACUAUCCAGUGUUACUUCAAAAAGCACCUGUCAAGAUUAUUGAUACAAACACCUGUAAUGCUAAAGAAGCAUAUAAUGGUGCAGUAUCGGACACAAUGCUAUGUGCUGGAUAUAUGGAAGGAAAUAUUGAUGCUUGCCAGGGUGACUCUGGAGGACCACUAGUUUAUCCCAAUUCUCGAAAUAUUUGGUACCUUGUUGGAAUAGUAAGCUGGGGAGAUGAGUGUGGUAAAAUCAAUAAACCAGGUGUCUACAUGCGAGUGACUGCCUAUCGGAACUGGAUUGCCUCCAAGACUGGUAUCUAAGAGAGAAGCAUCUUGUAGUAACCAUGAUGGUCGUUUUUGUUUGUUACUGCUCAGCCCUAUUUCACAUGCAUUUUAAAGUAGUGUGAACAAUGGCUGCUUUGAAAAAACUGGUCUUGAGGGAAUAAUUAUGAACUUAAUUUUAAGCAUACUCCAUAACACAAAACAAGAAAUCUCAUUUUUAAUCCAGAAAGGCCUAAGCAAAGAAAUUGCUCCUAUCAAAAACAGACUAUUGUUUUCUAUUUCAUGAGCCCACAUCACAGCUAUCCCACCACAGUUCAAAGCUGUCUAUUUAUUCAGACUUUCUGUAGUUAUGAAAGUGUGUCCUUGUCCACAGCAAGUUAGCAAGCAGCACUGCCAGAGACUGAAACCAAUGCUUUCUGAGGAUGGCAUUUGGAACAUGCUCUAUACACCUCCAUGUUAUAACUUUUGCAGAAGAGGUUGUAAGUGAAACCUGGUCAGAAUUAAAGCACUAAGUUACAGCCCCUUAUUUUUUCUGGAAUCUUGAUUAACUCUUGCAAUCAUUGUGAAAGAAUUUCACCAUUAACAAAACUAGGCAAAGCAACACAAUUUAGUCUUAACAGAGACCAGGUAUAGUAAUUCUUCAGUGUCAGUACAGGUUUCUGUGGAAAUUCUUUGUCACAUAUGUACAAAAAAAGCUGUUGUGACACAUGAAAGUGUGUAAUGUAUUUUGAUUAAAAUGU